AUGUCCGAGACAGAUGCAAAUCAGGCCGUGAAUGAUAUCCCCGGCGAGCCAGUUGAAAACGCAAGUGCUGAAGAGAACCAGAAUCAGGAAACAGUUGCACCCGACCAGGAGGCCAUCCAGCAGCGAUGUAGCAGAGAGUCGUCCAAAUCCUCCGAGGAUAUCGGCGCUGUUGCCCCAGCCUCGGCCGUGAAUGGCGGACGCGAGAUAUCCAACACGAUUUUAUACGUGGGCAACUUGCCCAAGUCGGCCCCCGAGGAGCAAGUCAGCGAGUUGUUUUCCGUUGCCAAGCCGAUCAAGUCGAUCAAGUUGUUGAACGACAAGAACAAGCUCGGCUUCAACUACGCCUUUAUAGAGUUUGAUGAUAACCAGGACGCCGACAUGGCGUUGAGCACGUUGAACGGGAAGUUGGUCAACAACUGCGAGAUCAAGGUGAACUGGGCCUACCAGUCGGCAGCAAUCGCCGGCAGCAGCACCUCCGAGGAGCCUUCGUUCAACAUCUUUGUGGGAGACUUGAGCUCAGAAGUGAAUGACGAGGCCCUCAAGAAGGCUUUUGCCAAGUUUGGCUCUUUGAGACAAGCGCAUGUGAUGUGGGACAUGCAAACUUCCCGUUCAAGAGGCUAUGGCUUUGUUACCUUUGGUGCGCCCGAGGAUGCGGAAAACGCGCUCCAGGCGAUGAAUGGCGAGUGGCUUGGAGGCAGAGCCAUAAGGUGCAACUGGGCGUCGCACAAGCAAACGGCCAAUAGUAUGAACAACAGUGGUGGUAAUGGUGGUGAUGGCAAUGGCGGUGGCAAUGGCGGUGGCAAUGGCGGUGGCAAUAAUGGUGGUGGCAAUGGUGGUGGCAAUGGAUUAUUUGGCCAGCAGUUUCAGAACCAAUACGUGAACAACGGCUAUAGGAACAACAAUGGACAAUCCAACCGUUAUUCAAGCAACAACCGCCAGUUCAGACCUUACUACAACGGCGGCAACAACAACAACAACAACGGCUACAACUCGCAGAGAAACUUUAGCAACGGCGGCCAGUUUCCUCAGCAGAUUAUAAACAAUUCCCCUUCGAGCGGCCUGCAGUCGUCCCUACAGCUGCAAAGCUCGGGCAUGAAUGGAAUAAUGAUGCACAGCCUUGGCUCCAACAGCAGCCUUACUCAAAUGGGCACCAAUCAGUUUGGUGCGCCCGGUGGGCCCGUGAGCAAUGGCGCUCAGCAGAACAACAAUAUAACCGUCAUGUCUCCCCAAUCGUAUGACAUUGUGUUGAGACAGACCCCCUCUUGGCAGACUACAGUUUACUUGGGCAACAUUGCCCAUUUCACCCAGCAGCAGGAAAUGAUCCCUUUGCUCCAGAACUUUGGGUUCAUUGUUGACUUCAAGUUCCACCCUGAGAGAGGAUGUGCCUUUGUGAAGUACGAUUCACACGAGCGAGCAGCAUUGGCCAUAAUACAGUUGGCUGGCUUCAAUUUGAAUGGCCGGCCAUUGAAAUGUGGAUGGGGUAGAGAAAGACCCCAACAGUACCAGAACGCACCAAGAGGUGGCUCGCAACAAGGUGCAGCUCCAUACGGGAAAGGUCGACCUUGA
Molecule: messenger RNA, 1566 nt
Organism: Lodderomyces beijingensis
Lineage: Eukaryota; Fungi; Ascomycota; Pichiomycetes; Serinales; Debaryomycetaceae
Source: the annotation of a GenBank genome assembly